Teleopsis dalmanni is the source of this 389-nucleotide messenger RNA. RefSeq names its product V-type proton ATPase subunit e-like. The coding region runs from base 41 to 229 and encodes 62 amino acids. Gene Ontology annotation, biological process: proton transmembrane transport. The transcript has 3 exons. Gene Ontology annotation, cellular component: plasma membrane proton-transporting V-type ATPase complex; proton-transporting V-type ATPase, V0 domain. The record is from RefSeq and is a predicted model, not a curated record. Lineage: Eukaryota; Metazoa; Arthropoda; Insecta; Diptera; Diopsidae. Gene Ontology annotation, molecular function: proton-transporting ATPase activity, rotational mechanism.
UUCAAAUUUUCCAGAUUUUGUUCUUGCGUUUGGUACUCCGAUGUUAUUUAAAUGGGGUCAAGGUGAUCAGACCCUCUUUCGAAGCUUCUUCAUAUUAACUGCACUGGUAACUUGGAUGUUUUGGGUGCUAUGCUAUUUCUCACAAAUGAAUCCAUUAAUUGGACCAAAACUUGAAAAAAAAGCUAUUUUAAUAAUUGCGAAGAAUUGGGGUCAUGAAGUAAGAACCUGAGAUAUUUCCCAUAAGAUGAUGUGAUCUUAACGUCGGCACACUGUAUAUUGCCACAGUUGAAUUUAGUUGUGUAAGACUUCUUCUUCUGGAAGUGAAUCGAUUUUUUUUGCUCUUCAUUGUUUCUGAAAUCUUUUUAUUUAAAUAAUAAUUAACAUUUAUU